AUGCCUAGUCAGGGUCCACGAGCCGGGGGGGAGAAGGUCCCUCCCUCCCUUCCAUCCACCGGGCUCAUUGUGUCGUGCUUCAAGGUGGAGCCCAAGCCUCAUGGCGCCACAAGAGCUCAACAGGCGCACCUGGCCCAUGCACCACAGCUGGGGCGGUGCAAUUUCCAGGCUGCGAGAAAUUCCAUUUACUGGCAGAAGGGGCCAAAACUUAGCCAACCAAGCAGGCCUUCGAGGAGAUACAAGCAAAGGGCACACGACAGAAGCGCCCAUUUCAGCCCGCGCAGCAGCUGUCAGCUCCCUGGCCCGAUCGCCGAGAUAGGGAGAGAAAGAAAGCGCCUCGACAUCACGACCGAGCGCCCGCAGCCUUACGACCUGCAAGUAACUUUCCAACACCUUGCUGGCACGUCCUUCAUCGCCUUGCUAUCCGGUGACGACCUGCGCGACCUGCGACGAGUGUUUAGCGUCUCAUCUGCGACCAUUGCUUGA
Molecule: messenger RNA, 486 nt
Organism: Colletotrichum lupini
Lineage: Eukaryota; Fungi; Ascomycota; Sordariomycetes; Glomerellales; Glomerellaceae
Exons: 2
Coding region: 1-486 (161 amino acids)
Source: RefSeq, a predicted model, not a curated record